AUGGCAGACCAGCGAAGUUACUCUGCAUCAAGUGAAAGCAUCUUCUGCAACAAUGGCGGGCUCCAGACUCCUAGCUUAAGCCCACCAAACUUCCGCUACCUAUCUCCCGCGGCGCUAGAUGUACGCCCUGUAUCGAGACAACACCUCGUGCCCUCAAUUACCUCCAGGAGCAGGAUAAGUAAUCAGUCGCUUGUACCACCAGGUUCACGACAGUCAUCGCCGCCGUCGGCGCCCGAAGAUGAAGAGACGGUCUGCAUCAAGCUCUUGGCCCACCUCAAGAAGUACUCGUCGUCAUCGAGACAGACUCGCCAAUUCCAGUUGGACCUACUUUCGAAGUCGAACGCAUCGGUUCGACGCAUUCUCCGCUCCCAGAGCGUCCGAAGGGACUACACCUGCCAGCUGCUCCUCUCCAGCAUCAUGACGCACUUGACAACUCUAUGCGAGUAUCUGUGUAGCACAGGGCUCGAAGAAGGCAUGGGAGAUGGCCAAUCAUCGCCCCGGCCAGAUAGCACACGAGAAUCCUUCGACAUGCGGACCGGACUUGUACAGCAGCAAACUUCAAGCGAGACAUCACGGCCGCUGGUGCUUGAGGCCGCGUCACUUGCAACCGAAUUAGGGAAUCUCCUGAAGCGGAAACCCCUCGAUGGCUUUCAGGUGCAAGGGAGGCAAGAGGCGUGGAUUGUUGAGCUGGAACUGAGGCUACGGACAGCUCUCACGACACUGUGA
Molecule: messenger RNA, 726 nt
Organism: Cyphellophora europaea CBS 101466
Lineage: Eukaryota; Fungi; Ascomycota; Eurotiomycetes; Chaetothyriales; Cyphellophoraceae
Exons: 1
Coding region: 1-726 (241 amino acids)
Source: RefSeq, a predicted model, not a curated record